Iphiclides podalirius (scarce swallowtail) is the source of this 855-nucleotide messenger RNA. Lineage: Eukaryota; Metazoa; Arthropoda; Insecta; Lepidoptera; Papilionidae. The record is from the annotation of a GenBank genome assembly.
AUGCCCUUAAAAUCUGAUGACAUUUUCGUUGCCAGUUUUCCACGGUCAGGAACUACGUGGACACAAGAGCUAGUUUGGCUAUUAGCAAAUGACUUAGACUACACUAAAGCUGCUGCCAUACCUCUUUCAGCAAGAUAUAUAUUCUUGGAAUUAUCAAUGUUUAUGAGUAAGAGUCUUCAAGAGGAACUCUUAAAGCACAAUUUCGGAAAUGAGGAGGUGAUUAAGGUUAUAAAAUUAAUGGGCACGCCCGGUACACAACUGGUCGCACGAAAACCAUCACCUCGAUUUAUUAAGACCCACUUGCCAAUGACUCUACUCCCUCCCACGUUGCUUGAUUCCACCAAAGUCGUGUACGUGGCACGUGACCCACGUGACGUAGCCGUUUCAUAUUUCCAUCAUUCGAAGCUGUUUAAAGCAGGUCCAUUUAGCGGCGACUUCAAGACCUAUUGGAGUUAUUUUAUCAGAGGCAUGGUUCCAUGUUCACCCUACUUUGAACAUAUAAAGGAGGCAUGGCAGAUGCGUAACCACCCGAACAUGUUAUUUUUAUUCUACGAGGAGCUAUCAAAGGAUUUACCUGCUACCGUGCGAAGAGUUGCAGACUUUCUCGGAAAGCAAUAUAGUGAUGAACAAAAUGAGGGUCUGUGCUCACAUCUGAAAUUCGAUAAUUUUAAGAAAAACCCCUCAGUCAAUAUGGAUGAGCUAAAGCACUUGGGGAUGUUGUCCAAAAACGAGUCAUUUAUCCGGAAAGGAAAAUCGGGAGGUUGGCCUGAAUACUUUGACGAAGACAUGACUAAAGAGGCCGAGCGCUGGAUUUCUGAUAACUUGCGCAACACCGACUUACGUUUUCCUUCUAAA